AUGGCGUCGAUCGAGGAGAACUGCACCUGGUCUUUGGUUGACCUCCCACAUGGUCGUCGGGCGAUCGGGUUGAAGUGGGUGUACAAGGUGAAGCGGGAUGAAAAUGGAGCCGUGGUGAAGUACAAGGCGCGCCUGGUGGUGAAGGGCUAUGCACAACGCUAGGAGAUCGACUACAACGAGGUGUUCGCACCUAUGGCACGGCUGGACAUGGUGCACCUUCUCAUCGCUCUCGCGGCACACGAGGGGUGGGAGGUGCACCACAUGGAUGUCAAGUCUGUGUUCUUGAAUGGUGAUCUCAAGGAGGAGGUGCACGUAGAGCAGUCGGCCGGUUUCAUCAGCAUGGCCAACGAGCACAAGGUGUUCAAGCUGAAGAAGGCACUCUACGGCUUGCAUUAGGCGCCUAGGGCUUGGAACGCGAAGCUGGACGGCACGCUGCUGUCAUUCAGAUUCAAGAGGAGUCCCUCGGAGCACGCCAUCUACACUAGGCGGAAUGGGGAGACGCAGCUGGUGGUCGGGGUGUACAUCGACGAUCUGGUGAUCAUCGGCGCCAGCUGCGACGACAUCAAGCAGUAUAAAAAGGAGAUGGCUAACACAUUCAAGAUGAACGACCUCGGCCUGCUUUGCUAUUAUCUUGGCAUUGAAGUCAGGCAGAGCACGGGGGGCACCUCGAUCAGCUAAGGAACCUACGCCGCCAAGAUUCUGGAGAGGAGCGGCAUGGCAGGGUGCAAUCCCUGUCAAGUACCAAUGGCAACGCAUUUGAAACUGAACAAGAAGAGCACAGAGCUGUUAGUGGAUGCAACUGCAUACAGAAGCAUUAUGGGGAGUCUUAGGUACCUGGUCAAUACUCAUCUAGACCUAACAUUUCCUGUUGGCUAUGUGAGUCAUUUCUAGAGGAGUCACGAAAAGAUCACUUAGCCGCUGUGAAGUAAAUUCUCUAUUAUGUGGCGGGAACCAAGAGUUGGGGUCUCAAGUAUGAAAGAAAGGAGGAGCAGGUCUAGUUGACAGGGUUCAGCGAUAGUGACUUCGUUGGUGAUGUUGAUGCUUAG
Molecule: messenger RNA, 1046 nt
Organism: Spirodela intermedia
Lineage: Eukaryota; Viridiplantae; Streptophyta; Magnoliopsida; Alismatales; Araceae
Source: the annotation of a GenBank genome assembly